Molecule: messenger RNA, 1361 nt
Organism: Dreissena polymorpha
Lineage: Eukaryota; Metazoa; Mollusca; Bivalvia; Myida; Dreissenidae
Exons: 2
Coding region: 60-656 (198 amino acids)
Source: RefSeq, a predicted model, not a curated record
UUGAAUUUUCAACGAGCUCACUCUGUUGCAAUUUCUUCCAUGUUUCAGGUCCAGUCACAAUGGUAACUUUCAAAGAAAGGCUCAUACUUUUGGGAUUCAUCCUUUAUGUACAAGUAAAUGGAUUUACAAUGCAGAGCGAAGAGCCUUCAUGUUAUUCAAGGUUUGAUUAUGAGUACAAGCUACUCACUAAAGUCGUCGCCUUGGAGACCACUGCUUCAAAGCUCGAGAACCUGAUCAGUCACCUUGAGCAAAAGAUUGAUGACACAAACAAAAAGCUCGCCGACCAGAAUAAACCAUUGGAAGACAUGCCUGGCACUCCGGGUGGCUCAAUUUACACCCGAUGGGGAAGAACGACGUGUAACGCUAACAGGACACAAACCGUGUAUUCGGGUUACGCGGCAGGCAGUCAUUACACGAAACAUGGAGCUGCCGUGAACUACCUUUGCCUCACCAAAGAGCCGCUAUGGAGCAAAUUUGAAGACACCAAACAGAGCGGAGCGCCGGUUUACGGGGCUGAGUACAAGUUCAAUCACCGGAACAGCGUUACUUUCUUCGGUAGGAAAAAUACCAAUGAAGAUGCUCCGUGCGCCGUUUGUCAGUCUCCUCGUUCGCAAUUGCUGAUGAUUCCGGGUCGCAACAAAUGCCUGGACGGAUGAACCUUAGAGUACGAGGGUUACCUUGUGGCAGGCGAUAUUGUGCAUGCGGCCGCUUCAGAGUUCAUAUGCCUGGACGCUAACCCCGAAUCACUGCCGAAUGACUCGGGAGAUAAUAACGGGAAGCUAUUCUACUUUGCAGAGGCGAGAUGUGGUGGGUCCCUGAAAUGUCCACCGUACGUCGAUGGGCGAGAACUGACGUGCGUCGUCUGCACGAAAUAAACAAAAUCUGUUUAUCGAUGACUCGCAUGAACUUUCAGAAUAAAGUAACAGUAUCAUUAUUUUAAUGACAGAGUAAUCGUUCAAACAUCCAUCCGUUUUUAAUCUUAGGUAAUACAUACAUGUUAAUUUUCAACAAUAUAACGCAAGGUAGAUUUAAAAUAAAAUAUAUAAUAUACUUUGCUAAGAAUGACAACAUAGUCAUUUAUAAGAAUCUGUGGUAUGAAGUUAUGCCAAGUUGCAGCUUUGUAUGACAAGCAAUUCACCGGAUGCAAACGGAUAUUAGUCUGCACUAAUCGAUUAACUUUUCCCCUAGUCUAUGGACACUAGUAACAUGGAGUGGAUAGUCUACAUUAGAAACGUUUAUCUCUAAGCUACUUCGUUUUCGUCACUGUAUAAGAUAUUGGUAAUUGAUAAAAUCUUUAACUGAUAAAAGAGUUAUUCUUUUUUAGAAAUGUGUUCCUCGGAUGGAAAUAAAAUUAAACGAUG